AAAACAUGGAUGAACAAGGCUGGGUUCCUGUUUCUUUAAUAGCAGGCUUCCACCGAGUUGAGCAAUUAAUGAAAGGAAUUCCAUACAGUGUUCAAUUUAUAUUGGAUGCAGUGAGAACAUCAACAACCGUAGAGACCAUGGGUGAUAUGAUAAGAAAGCGCAAUGACUGGAUGAAUUGGAUCUUGCCUCCAGCAGCAACUAAUUUCGCUCCUGUUCCUGUGCCUCAGCCGGUAGGUGUACCAAAAGAUGGGAACCCAGAGAUGAACAACCAUUUGCAACGUUCCUCCGGGGAGGGGACAUGUGAAGUUAAUAAAAUUAAGGAUCUUCUGCGAGAGAUUUCUACAUGCGACAGAAUUGAGGAUAUAAGAAGUGGUUUCUACAAUUUUACUUUCAAACUGCCGAGAAAAAUGAAAGCGCGGGAUGCAGAAAUUGUAGUUAAGGCUAUGGAGGCAUUAGUUGAUACUCUGCAACGUGAAUACGAACUUAUCAAAAGAGAAAUUGAUGACGCUGAUGAAUCUUAUAAAGAGGCGAUCAUUGAAUUUGUUGACAAGCAUCCUUACGUCGUUGAUAUGCCAUUGUUCGAAGACCUAUUUUCUGACGACCAAAAAAGAAACUUGCUUGAGCUUGGCACAACAAAAUCCAAGAACAAAACAGUGGGAGACCUCAGACCAUGGUGUUUCAAACUAUGGAUGUCGUUUGGUUCACAGUUCACACCCACUUGUUGGUACUAGUCUACUUUGUAACCUGAUCUG
Molecule: messenger RNA, 752 nt
Organism: Papaver somniferum (opium poppy)
Lineage: Eukaryota; Viridiplantae; Streptophyta; Magnoliopsida; Ranunculales; Papaveraceae
Product: la-related protein 1A-like
Exons: 1
Coding region: 6-731 (241 amino acids)
Molecular function (GO): RNA binding
Source: RefSeq, a predicted model, not a curated record